Pseudo-nitzschia multistriata is the source of this 1333-nucleotide messenger RNA. The record is from the annotation of a GenBank genome assembly. Lineage: Eukaryota; Bacillariophyta; Bacillariophyceae; Bacillariales; Bacillariaceae.
CCGCUGAUGUGACAAUUCGGUUGGAUACGGUACGGUAGCCAGUGAUGUGCCGUACUGCACGCUACGACAGAGAGUUCUUGCCCCUUCCUUCGACUGCCUGCCUGACUGGUUGACCGCCCAUCGAAGCGGUUGYCGGCGAGGAUUCUUUCCGUCUCACCUCCUUGUCACGCUUUACUGCCACAAAAUUGGAGUUUGUAGAAGCAGCAACCAAUUGAUAUCACGAUGAAAGCAUUUUCGUUAGCCGUUCUAUCGGCAUGCAUCGCCUCGAUCGAUGCCUUCUCUGCCAUUACGGCGGGAAGCAAGAUCCCUGCGGUCGAUAUGUUCUACGACUUCGGUGAUCCGUCUUUCGUCCACAACAUGGCCGAAUACACCGCGGACAAGAAGGUCGCCAUUGUCGGUCUCCCAGGAGCAUUUACGCCCACCUGGUAAGCACAUUAUAUAGUCUCAGCACAACAUGUUUUCCUUUGGCGUACGUCUCCCCUUAUCAAUAUUUUUAUUCGAAUCUCCGUUUUGACUACAGAUCCAACCGACAGGUUCCAGGAUACCUGGAAUCGCAAGACGCACUCAAAGAAGCAGGAAUCGAUGAAGUUAUCGUUUACUGCGUCAACGAUGCCGCUGUUAUGGGGGUAAGUUUAGGCUGCCGAAUUCUUUCCUGGAAAAAUUUUUAACUUGUAGCGCCAACUCAAAUUUUCACGAUUCUGUGUGUUGAAAAAAAUCUCAAUACAGGCAUGGGCGAAAGACCAGGGAACCGAGGACUCCAUGAUCAAAAUGUUYUCGGAUGCCUCUGGUGAAUUCACCAAAGCCUGCGGUAUGGAGAUGACCCACCCCGGUCCCAUUUCCGUCGGAAUCAUCGGCCGUUGCAAGCGAUGGGCUAUGAUUGUUGACAAGAACAUCAUCAAAGCCGUUGCUGUUGCCGAAAGUGAGCUCGACCCUGCUGGUGAUGACUUCCCCGAGAAGACCUUGGCCCCGGCCUUGAUCGAGAUGGCCAGCGCCGAGUAAAUUCGAUCCGGCAAGUCUGUGUUUAGAAAAUGUGUUUGUGUCUGGCGUCUUGCUUGUUUGAUCAUCCAUUCCCCACUUUUGAUAUGAAUGACGUCCUUUCUGAUGUCCGGAAGCGUUGAACGACAUUUUCCGGCAUGAAAGGACCGAACAUGAAUCCAAAACUGCUGCUAAUGCGUCUAGUGACAGUCCAGGGUCUAUCUCAGGAGUGGACGAAUCGAUGUCUUAAAGAAGUUACCGACGUCUUCGACCAAACAUCGUAUUACUACAUCAAURCGUAACAACUUUCUAUUUAGCUACUAAAACAAAUAUUGUUGAAUACAGUUAUUCUCCAACA